UGUUGUCAUCAUGGCCAGGUAAUGUGACACACGCUAUGAUUCCAAAAUCGAUGAUUCCUGAUAAUUUAGCAUCGAUCGUUAUUUAAUAUUCAGGUAUUUUAAACGACAAAUUACCAAAGAUCAAAUGCUUACUUCAUCAUAUACACAUGUAUUCAAUUUUCAAGCGAAAUCACCGAUUCAAAAUAAAAAUACCUUAGAAAUGACUGACGGUGUACAAGGAUUUCUUGGAGAAUUGGGACUAUUGCAGUACUAUGACAUGUUUGUGAUUAAAGGCUUUGACUCGGAGGAUGAUUUGUGUUACCUUGACGGCAAAGAUUUAGAUGCUAUGUACAUAACAGAUCCAGAUCAUCGAAAACAAAUUUUAUGUUCAGCUUCUGAUUUCCGACCAAGUGAACAAUACAAGGUUUUAGAUUGGCUGAAACAAAAUGGUCUGGAGCAUUAUUUCCAAAGUUUUGUAGAAGGCGAUUACGCCAGUUUGGAUGAAAUUGAGACACUUAAUUUACCAGAUGAAGAAGUUUACGAUGAGUUAGAAAUAACAUUACCAGGUCAUAAACGACGACUAGAGCGUGCAGUGAAUAGAUUACGGAAGAGACACCGACCACUCUUGCCAGCCAAAACUGAAGUGCCUGUUGCAUUUGGACGAUGGGGAAAGCCAGCAUGUUUAGAAGAUGCCAAAUUUGAUUUCCUAAUCUUAGAUGCUACUGUUAUAUCAACAAAUAAUCCUGCAAAAUUUCAUACUUUUGAAUUUAUGAUAGAUUCAGGCAGUGAUGUAGUGACAGUAAGAGAGGAAGUACUGAAGACCCUUGAUUUAGAACUUUUAGGACAAAUACACAGUAAAGGAGUACAUGGAUCUAAGAAAACUAAUCUGUACAAAGCUACACUCAGGAUUGGUACACAGGAAAUGGAGAUAGAGGUAAUGGGUGAGACCUAUGAUUCUUUAGGGAGUCGUGUUGUUAGACAUUUUCGCCAUUACUUGGAUGGUAGUCGACACGUUUGGUUGAAAGGAAAUUACAGGGAUCCAGGAACAAAUAUACGAGAGGCCUCGUCCGACCUAAAGGCAUUACUCCCCCCUGAAACAUCAUCCAAUAAUUCAUUUUCACCAAUAUCAUUGGCAGGCAUUACAGACACUUCAUCAGACCAGAAGACAUUAUCUCCCCCUGAUACAUCAUCAAACAUAUCAUUCUUACCAAUAUCACGUGCGCCAGUCACUGUCACAUCAUCAGAGUGUUUAAGGAAACCUACUCCUUUGCCUGCAAAGACAGUUUCUAUAGACAGUGAUCAUAGCAAGCUAGAAAUCUGUAAUAGUGAUGUGACUUUAUUAUCAAAGCAAGAUACUAUAGAAAUAACAGGGGAAGAUAAUCCAUCUUGAUGAAUGGAAUUACUAGUGCUACAAACUAUCUGUGAUACAUAUAGAAACUCUUCAAAUACAUUUUUAUGAAAUUUUGAUACAUUUACAGAAUAACUUUUAAUCUAAGACAAAAUUAUUUUUUGAAGUAGAGUAAACUUUGCUACAUUUGUGAUGCCAUCCGUCCACAUCAAUUUUGGGUUGUUCUUUCUUUUAGAUUUAAUUCACUAUUUAAAAGUCAAAUUAGUUGAUAUUAUUUAAACACUUUACCAGAAAUAAACAGAUUAUGGGGUCUGCUACAUUAAUAUUUUGAGGUCAAGGCUGAUUGGUGAUAUUUCUGACCAAACAUGUUUUGGAGGUCAGUCCAUUUAACUCAAUACUGUAAACCAACUUAUUUUUUGUAUACUGUAAAUUCAGAAAUUAUUGCCUGCAUUUAUUAUUGCGAUUUUUGAGAAAUGGACAAAAAUGCGAGAUUAAUUAUUGCGAUUUUAAGAAAAGCUGCUUAAAGACAUAUGUACCAGAUAUCAGAAUGCGAGUUCUAAUUAUUGCGAUCCUCACCCUGUCGCAUUAUUCGCAAUAAUUUCUGAAUUUAUAGUAUACGCGUUUUGUUGUAUCUUGCCAAUUUUGCAGCAAUAAAUAUUUUUAUGAUUCUCUAACUUAGCGGGGCCUCGUUGGCCAAGUGGUAUAAGUAGUUCUACUACUGUAAUCACUAGCCAGUCAACACUGAGGUUGUGAGUUCGAACCCCGCUCGUGCAGGUGCACUCGACUCCAAUCUUAAUUGACUAGGAUUGUCAGUAUUCCUAUCGAAGGUCAGUGGUUUUCUCCGGGCACUCCGGCUUCCUCCACCUAUAAAAACUGACCGCCACGAAAUAGCCCAAAUAUGGCGCUUAAAAGUGGCGUUAAAACACCAACAAUCAAUCAAUCUAACUUAGCAGUCGUCCUAAAGGUGAUUUACUGGAACAUUAUUGUUCUUAUUAUAAAAGUAAUGCUAAUAAAUAAUUUAACUGUCUUGAGAGGAGAUGUAUUAUAUCACACUUGAUGUAGUGGGAGGGAAGAGAUACAAUUCUUAGCAUUAGAAAAGAAAAA
Molecule: messenger RNA, 2431 nt
Organism: Mytilus californianus (California mussel)
Lineage: Eukaryota; Metazoa; Mollusca; Bivalvia; Mytilida; Mytilidae
Exons: 5
Coding region: 125-1369 (414 amino acids)
Molecular function (GO): protein binding
Source: RefSeq, a predicted model, not a curated record